UCGGGAUGUAGUGUGAUGAUGGGGUGAUGCGUGUGGUGUGUCUAUGGUCAGGUGGAGGUGAGAAAUGAGAGACGAGAUUUACAGUAUGACUACUUGAUUUGGGAAGAGCUGUGCCAUGUUACGUCUUACUGAAUCCUCGAGGUACAUUGAUCCCUUGUGUAUUGUAUCCCUUAUAGGAUUACGCUACCAUGGAUCUGGAACUACAUAUGGAGGUCUUGAAUGCUUAAAUUUGAACCAAACUUGGAGCUACAUACCAUCAAGAACGCACUCCUCUAGAUCCUUAAAAAGAGCUUCUACACCAAGAAAUCCCACCAGGACCAUGCCCCAACCACACCUCUAGCUUGAACAUCUCCUCCUCCUCCCCUAUUCCCCCUACGAACCAGUACGAACCGGACCGACAUAGCAAAAUG
Aspergillus ibericus CBS 121593 is the source of this 410-nucleotide messenger RNA. RefSeq lists its product as uncharacterized. The transcript has a single exon. The record is from RefSeq and is a predicted model, not a curated record. Lineage: Eukaryota; Fungi; Ascomycota; Eurotiomycetes; Eurotiales; Aspergillaceae. Bases 116 to 340 code for a protein of 74 amino acids.